AUUGGUUGUCAACGGAGAGCCCUCAUUCGGUUCAGAAACACCCCGUGGGUUAGACUGGUACUUUAAUCUGGUCCCCCGGUAGUUUGCCUGCACUUGCUAUUUCUAAAGCUCGCACGGGAUCUCAUUUAGGUGUCCUCCAUUCCGCAUUUUCCCUCCGUCUUUCACCCAAGUAAAGCGCUGUCUGAAUCACAGGAACAGCGUGAGGAAAUAAGUCAAUAUAAACAAAAAACGACAAGAGCUGUACGAGGGGGGAUGCAAAUGCAAUCGCUAUUACAGGAGGAGAGUGUGGCGAAAGGAGCUGGAAGUGACAGCGCGUUUGACAGGCGUGUGUUUCAUUACAGCCCGAAAGCAGAGGAUGCUGCGGCGGUGCGCUGACACGAUUUUCGGCUGAGGAACCGGAUCGCCGCGCUUCCCUUCCUGCUUUAGUCGGAUGCGGAGUGAAAUGCACAUCCACUCUGACGAUGUAUAUUUAUAAAACGUUUUCAUUUUUUUAUUGCCACCCCCUUUCUUUCUGAGUUGCAUUUCUACAGCUUUGAGUAGGAUGAGGAUGCUUGCCCGCGCAGCCUUCAUUGCUCGUCGCUCACUUAAAUAUUUACAUUAUAUGGCAAUGAUCGUUUAAAGAAUUGGCAGCCAGCGAUACGAUGUUUGCGUUAUUCCUGCAUUGCAUGGAUGAUCUUUAAGUGACAGAUUUAUGGACUACUCUUGGACACACUGACGAAGCUCUCGCCGAAGGCGGAUGCAACCUAGAUUUCUCUCCAUUGCGGAAUGAAAGGUAGCGCGUUCGGCUGCCACAGCGUGGACACUUUCAUCUGUGAUAUAUUCUCGCAAAGACGCGGCGCAGCGGAUUUCGGGCAUCGGCAACUUUCAUGGCUUUCGCGUUGAGGAGAUGGAGAAUGCUGCUGGUGCUCAAUGUGAUCGCCGUGGCGGGCUUCGUCACCUUUUGGGCCCGCUGCAACUCGCGUACCGUCAGAGCCGCCGGGCAGGACUUAGCGGCCGAUGCCAGAAGAUACGCUCGCUAUAAUCUCACGGCGCAAGCAUCCAGCGUCAGUCAUGAAACCCUGCUCAAGAGACUCGGCUCCCUGGAGGAUGUGGUCUACAGGCAGCUCAAUGGACUCUCCAAGUCACUGGGUCUGAUCGAAGGCUUUGGAGGUCGAGGUGAGGGCGGCUUUCCUGCCACCUUGACCCCCGAAGAAGAGAAUGAUGCAAAAUUGCUGAGAGAGAAGUACGGCUACAAUGCCUACCUCAGUGACAAGAUCUCCCUGGACAGAUCCAUUCCAGACUACCGCCCAAGCAAGUGCAAGAAGGUGACGUAUCCCCGGGACUUACCACAGCUCUCGCUCAUCUUCAUCUUCGUCAAUGAGGCCCUGUCGGUCAUCCUGCGUUCGGUGCACUCUGCCGUCAACCACACGCCGGCGCACCUGCUGAAGGAGAUCAUCCUGGUGGACGACUACAGUGACGAUGAGCAACUGAAAGCACCCCUGGAGGAGUACGUCAACAAGCGGUACCCGGGCCUUAUCAAGAUCGUGCGUAACCAGAAGAGGGAGGGGCUCAUCCGCGCACGCAUCGAAGGCUGGAAGGUGGCCACAGGGGAGGUGACGGGCUUUUUCGACGCGCAUGUGGAGUUCACCCCCAUGUGGGCUGAGCCGGUUCUCGCCAGGAUUAAGGAGGAUCACAGGCGGAUCGUCCUGCCCUCUAUUGACAACAUCAGGCACGAGAACCUGGAGCUGGAGCGCUACGAGAACUCCGGCCAUGGCUACAACUGGGAGCUCUGGUGCAUGUACAUCAAUCCGCCCAAGCAGUGGUGGGACGACGGGGACAACUCCGCCCCCAUCAGGACGCCGGCGAUGAUCGGGUGCUCCUUCGUGGCGAAUCGCGCUUACUUUGGAGAGCUGGGCUUGCUCGACCCUGGCAUGGAUGUGUACGGAGGGGAGAACAUAGAGCUGGGAAUCCGGGUCUGGCUAUGUGGAGGCAGCAUGGAAGUCCUGCCUUGCUCUAGGGUUGCCCACAUAGCCAGAGUGAAGAAGCCGUACCACAACAACAUCGCCUUCCACACCAGGCGCAAUGCUCUGCGCGUAGCUGAGGUCUGGAUGGACAACUACAAGGCCAAUGUCUACCUGGCCUGGAACAUCCCCAUGGAAAAUCAUGGGAUCGACAUCGGUGACAUCUCCCAACGAGUGGCCCUGAGGAAAAGGCUGCAGUGUAAGAACUUCGAGUGGUACCUGGACAACGUCUAUCCAGAAAUGAGAAGAUACAACAACACCGUUUAUUACGGAGAAAUUCGUAAUACCAAAGUGAGUCACCUCUGCGUGGACCAGGGAAUCAAGGAGAACCACACCGCCACCCUGCACCCGUGCCACGGAUGGGGUCCUCAGCUGAGCCGCUUCACCACGGAGGGCCAGUUGCACCUGGGCCCCCUGGGCAGCACCGGGGAGGACACACGCUGCCUGGUGGACGACCAAGUCAGCAACCAGGCCCAGCUGCUCAACUGCGAAAAGGUGUCCAGCGUGCGCCACAAGACCUGGAACUUCUCCCAGAACGAGGCCAUUGUGAACCGAGGCACGGGACGCUGCCUGGAGGUCAUCCCAGCCAACGUGAACUUCGGCCACCUGCUAGUGCUGCAGGCCUGCACAGGGCAGCGGUGGAACAUCAAAAACACCAUGAAGCAGCCUCAGUGACGUGGGGCUGCUGGCUGCCCCCCCCCCAGCCUGCCUCCGGGAUCACGGUGCCGCUUGGCACGCUCGUCUGAGAACCGGCAACUAGAACUGCUGGCCACUGGGGGCACUGUGGAGCGUCCUGUUAAUUAUGGGGACUGACCUUUCAAAAAAAGAGAAAAAAAAAAACAGUCACAUGAUCCAGAUUUUAUCUUAACUGGGACCCCUGACCCCUAGAGGGAGAAGGAACCAUUUCAGACUUUGGGUGUUUUAAUACAGGGGCGCUUUGUGUUGAAGCAGAUCGUUUUUUGGAAAAUGCACGGCAUUCAGCGAGGCACCGCUGUUGCGUUUCUGUGUUUGGACUCUCUCGAGUGUCUGAGAAGUGCUGUUCGUUUUCCAUCCCCUCAGUGAAAUUAGUUCCUGGUACCUAUAAUGUUCCCGAUAUUUUUGCUAGAGAUAGAUUAAGUAUAGGGUAGAUUUAGUUCUGGAUGUUGCUUUGACGCCAGUGUCACGCAUAAAUCCAUUGAGGGAGGUUAUUUUGGACGUCUUUGGUUCCGCCUCACACCAUGCACAUGUAGCAGGUACAGCGGGAGUCUGAGAUUAUAACUCUCAAGUUCUGCCACGUCUUUAUUAAUUUGGUUUCACAGCACCGUUGGUCGCCGUUAUUCAUUUAAAACGCAAAAUCGGGGGCCUGCAACUGGAAGCAGUUUCUGAUGGGCUGCGUGGUUCCUGUUUCGGCACUCAGGACUCAGCAGUAACGCGAGUCGGCCUCGUCGUCAUGCUUCAGUGUGUCUAAUGUGACGUAUUCUGUCGAUCAGUCGUUACAGUCUGGGACUUCUCAGAAUCGUCUUCCAAUAAAUUAUAUGAUUCUCGGCUUUCGGAGUCUGACUCACAGAUCGGUCGGCUGCUCUGGCGCGUAGUAAACUCUCGUACUGCGGUAGGCGUUUAAUUGCACGGCAAAGCUUAGCAUCUUUAUGCUUCAUAAUUAAUAUGCCGUAUAAUUACACUCAUUUAAAAAUGCCAAACAUGCUAUCAUGACUUAAAAUUCAGCGCGUGGUCAGCAAACACCAGAGAUGGAAAGCAAAAGCAGUGCAUUGGUAAUCAGAAGCAGUGUGAGGGGAGAUUCCGGGAGAGCAAUUUACAAGGUCAGGGACAAAUUAUUUAUAGUAGAUUGUGUGUGUGUGUGUGUGUGUGUGUGUGUGUGUGUGUGUAAAACAGUUUAAGCACCACAAAAAAGGAGUGUAUGUUUGGUGUAAAAAAACAAAAAGGUCAGAGAGCUGGUCUCGCCUUAACCGCUGCGUUGAGAGACUAAACGACGCUCUGUUCCGUAGCCCUGGAUGGAAGCGGCCACAAUCCUACGGUAAACGCAGAUUUGCAUGCUGUUUAGCCAUUUAGCGUGACUCACGCCUCAGUGAAAGCCGGCCGCAGGCUUCUUCAUAUCUCGCUUCCCAGUCCAGACGAGACAAAACAGGACGUGGCACUGUGUCCAUGACAACCGCCGGACAGCGUUAACGGCACGUCACCCCUGUCUUUCGGGAAAGUCGGCUGCAAGCCACAUGUUUGGACGGGGGUGGGGGGUGGGGGCCACCUCCCUCCUAAGGAUGCUCCCCCACGUCGGCUGUAAGACGCGCAGAAGGAGUGUGCUGGCAGCACGGGUCUGUUCACAGCUGUUAUGUUAGCGGGUGGGACACGUGGCCCGCAGCGUGACAUGCCGCCACCCGGGGCCCGUGGAGUCCGUCGGCGCACAGGGGGCCGUUCCGACUGCCAGCUGUGCAUGUCAAUGAGCCCUCAACAACAGCGUCCACUGAGAAGCCCCUGCCCCUUACGUCACAUGACAGCCGUCUUCCAAUCAGCAUCGCUGCGGGCUGGCCCCAUAUAGCUCGCCUUCUCUUUAGUGGCGGAGAUGCGAGGCUGGCGGCUCCGGAGGAGAUUAAGCCAGUGACGAGCCCGUACAGGCAGCGAGGGCCGAUACGCGAGGGCCGGGGGCGUCCGCAGAUACGGCAGCCGCAAAGCUUUCACGCGCCUGAAAAUGAGGAGCUUCAGGGUCUGAACUGACUGUUAUCUGAAGUGUCUGUAGGUGCUCCAGGUUAUCGACAAUUCAGAUGCUAAGGGGAUGGGGUACAGUACCUGUGAGUAGCAAUGUAAACACCAUAAUCCAUCAGAUACCGCAAUCUGCAAGGUCAUUUGGCGUAUAAGGUGUAUAAGAAUAUAAGCUGACUUACUGAUGUGUGUGUGUAGAUUAUACCUGUACAGUUGAAGUUG
Molecule: messenger RNA, 4913 nt
Organism: Paramormyrops kingsleyae
Lineage: Eukaryota; Metazoa; Chordata; Actinopteri; Osteoglossiformes; Mormyridae
Gene: galnt17
Product: polypeptide N-acetylgalactosaminyltransferase 17
Biological process (GO): protein O-linked glycosylation
Cellular component (GO): Golgi apparatus
Molecular function (GO): polypeptide N-acetylgalactosaminyltransferase activity
Source: RefSeq, a predicted model, not a curated record